AUGGACUUGUCGGAGCUGACGUGCAUCAUCUCCAAAUUCGACCCGCUGUCCGACUACUCUGAAAGCGAGACCGAGGUCUUCAAGCAACCUGCACCGAGCAAUCUCCAGCGGCGUCUCCGGCCAUGUCUCAAACAGGCGCAGCAGACAUUGAUCGCCCCAGCAACAACGUCCAGCGAGGGCGCGGGUAUUGCGGCCCGAUGCCGCAAGACUGCGCGCUUUGCAGCGGCGCAUCUGCUCGCAAGAUGUCUCGUGACGGGCAGCAUCGUGCCGACGCGCGAAGAGGAGCGCGCCGCCGGCAUCGACGAGGACGGGCUUGACAUUGAUGGCGGGGAUCGUCGCAGGCAGCAGAGGAGACAGAAGCGGGCGAAGCAACGGGCUGGGCAGAGGCGCCACGGCAGUGGCGGCGGUAACCUUUUGGAUGACGAGUUGGCAUUUCACAGGGGCGUGGACGACAGGAAAUGUAGCCCGACGUCAAUUCCAAACUCGCAAACGACACCAACGAUACCCGAGGGGCUGGCCUUGAAACAAGCCGCCGGCACUAAGGACGAACCCAGCAUCAAGGUCGAAGGGGGAAGUGUCGAACCAGGAGAAGAAGGCCCGUCCCCUGAAGAGGAAAAAUUAUCGACAGAAAAGGACCCAGAGGAGCUGGCCCUCGAUGAGACCUUGGUCGAGGCCUGUCGGAACGCCGUGAUUAACUCCAGGGACGUCACGCCGCUGCAGAGCCUCGAGAGGUUCGCUUGGCAGAGCAGAUGGGCCGUGUCUGCGUCUGGGAAGAACCUGGAUUCGAACGACUAA
This is a messenger RNA of Pyricularia oryzae 70-15, 795 nucleotides long. RefSeq lists its product as uncharacterized. The transcript has a single exon. NCBI's taxonomy places the organism in Eukaryota, Fungi, Ascomycota, Sordariomycetes, Magnaporthales, Pyriculariaceae. Bases 1 to 795 code for a protein of 264 amino acids. The record is from RefSeq and is a predicted model, not a curated record.